UGUCCUACUUUAGAAAUGUAGUAUCUAUAGUAGUGGGAACAGAAACAGUACUAAAAUUAGCAUCAAUAAUGCAACAGCAUGAAAACAAAAUCAAACCAACCUUCCAAUAAAAAAAUUGUAGCAGGGAAGAAAUUAUAUUUAUGACGCAGCCCUUCAAGAUGUAGGCUUCAGUCAUUGUUACAACUAUAAAACCUCAGCAACCUCAAUCUAUUGUAUGACAAAGCGCUUUCCAGUGUCCAAAAUCUAUUACACCUCUCUGAUUGUGAUCCUCAAAGAAAAACUCAGUACCUACCAAAUAAUUCAGCCAUGGGAGAAGUUGACUCAGCUUUCAUCCAAGAUGUUGAACACAGGCCUAAAUUGACCAUAACUGAAGCAGAGGGUAUUCCAGUGAUUGAUCUCUCAAUACUCAACUCUCCAGAUAUCUCCACUGAGAAAAAUCACAAGGAAUUGUCAAGUCUAGUAGCAGAAAUAGGUGAUGCAUGCAAGACAUGGGGAUUCUUCCAAGUGAUCAAUCAUGGGGUGUCCUUAGAGUACAGGGAAAAGAUUGAGUUGGGAUCAAGAAAGUUCUUUGCUUUGUCUAAGGAGGAAAAGAGAAAAGUGAAGAGAGAUGAGCUGAACUCAAUGGGAUAUUAUGAUACUGAGCUCACCAAAAAUGUUAGGGACUGGAAAGAAGUCUUUGAUUUUACUGUGGAGAAUCCAACUGUUGUACCGCUUUCUCAUGACCCUGAUGACAAGGAGCUCAAGGGGUUGCACAAUCAAUGGCCUGAGUACCCUCCAGAAUUAAGGGAUGUUUGUGAAAAGUAUGUUCAAGAAAUGCAAAAGCUGUGUUACAAGUUACUGGAACUGAUUUCUCUCAGCUUAGACUUGCCAGCAAAAAGGUUGAAUGGGUUCUUUAAAGACCAAACUAGUUUCGCGAGGCUGAAUCAUUAUCCUCCUUGCCCUAUCCCUCAUUUGGCUUUAGGAGUUGGUAGACACAAAGAUGCUGGUGCACUAACUAUUCUGGCUCAAGAUUAUAUAGGAGGGCUUGAAGUAAAGAGACAAACUGAUGGAGAAUGGAUUAGAGUCAAACCUACUCCUGAUGCUUACAUUAUAAAUGUUGGUGACGCUAUCCAGGUUUGGAGCAACAAUGAAUAUGAGAGCGUGGAACACCGGGUGGUGGUGAACUCUGAGAAGGAAAGGUUUUCAAUUCCGUUCUUCCUCAAUCCAUCACACUAUACUUGGAUAGGACCCUUGGAGGAGCUCGUCAAUGAGAAGAACCCUGCAAAAUAUAAGGCCUAUAACUGGGGAAUGCUUUUCACUCAUCGGAAGAACAGCAAUUUCAAGAAGCGUGAUGAUGAAAACCUUGAAAUUCACCAUUUCAAGGCUUGAAACAAAUCAAUAUUGUGUUUACCCAUAUUAUGGCUUCUUCAAGUAAACGUGUCAUGUGAUAUAAAUAACAAACUAGUGCAAAGAUCCUUUUUUAUUUUCUAAAAUUGGGGUAACUAAUAGAUUACCUGUUUUUCAUCUGACUAUUUGUAAUGAAAACACUGAAUCUCCUAUAAGAGUACCCCCAGCUAUAACUCAUACUAGAGGAAAUGUGAGAGAGAGAAUUGGAGUAAAAGACAAUGUAUUUAUUUUCAUCUCA
Messenger RNA from Nicotiana attenuata, 1624 nucleotides. RefSeq names its product protein DMR6-LIKE OXYGENASE 2-like. The transcript is spliced from 3 exons. NCBI's taxonomy places the organism in Eukaryota, Viridiplantae, Streptophyta, Magnoliopsida, Solanales, Solanaceae. The record is from RefSeq and is a predicted model, not a curated record. Gene Ontology annotation, molecular function: dioxygenase activity. Bases 307 to 1368 code for a protein of 353 amino acids.